Gossypium raimondii (Peruvian cotton) is the source of this 804-nucleotide messenger RNA. RefSeq lists its product as uncharacterized. Bases 152 to 559 code for a protein of 135 amino acids. Lineage: Eukaryota; Viridiplantae; Streptophyta; Magnoliopsida; Malvales; Malvaceae. Gene Ontology annotation, biological process: regulation of systemic acquired resistance. The transcript has a single exon. The record is from RefSeq and is a predicted model, not a curated record.
AGGGGUAAUGAGUGUGUAGGGAAGCUACGGAAGAGCGACAAAAGCAAAGUGAUCGAAACCUUGACCUUGACCUUUCUAAUAAUUUAGGCUAUCAUCUUCACCCUGGACUCUUCUUACAAGCUGUCUGCCUGCAGAAGAAAAAAAAUCAAACAUGGAGAGUCGUAGCUCUACAAGCAAGAAGAGAAAGAUUUCCCGUGACGAUGAUGAGGAGGAGGAAGAAAAUAUGGAGAAAUUCUACGCUCUCAUCAAGAGCAUACGAGAGGCUCGUGAUCGUUUGAUCAUCAACAACCCCUCAUCAGCAGAAAACAUGAAUAAGGGUGGUGCUGCAGAUGAUCAAAGGGAAACCAAGAAGCGAAAGUUGCUCGAAGAAGAGAAGCAGGUUGUAGCGUGGAACCCUUCCUUUCAACGUGAAGAUUUCAUGGAAGAGGCUGAUAAGCUGAAGAAAUUACCUCCCAAUCCCACGAGCAUCGGCAGUACAUCUCAAAGCAAACAGGGCGGUGAUGAUAAUGAUCAGAAAGAGGAGGUUAAAGAUGAGUUAGACCUUAACCUUUCACUGUAGAGGGUUCUUGGAACGACUGCAGGGAGGAAUGCAGCUAAGGUAGAGCCAGUAGAGGAUGGGGAUCCACCGAUCAUGAAUCUGUUGGUAUAUCAAAUAAGGUGAUUGGUUGGACUUGUUCCACGCUAAAAGGUUAUAAAUUAUCGUCCAACAUUCACGCAUCUCUUGUCCACUGAGCAUUUUCCAUGCUACUUUUAUGUAUGUUUAUUAUAAAAUUAGUGAAUUUUAUCAUUAAUGUAUUGGUAUAA